ACAACUCUAACAACAACAACAUCUAGUCAAGUUUAUAAAAAGUAUUUUAUCUUAUUUAUUAUUAAUUUGGACAUGAUACAUAGCUGUACAAAGAAAUACAGUGGUUCUUGGACUUCUGCACCAGCCUUCGUCGGGUGUGGAUGCCUCUCUCUCUCUCGCCUGAGUAUCAAUGACAAAUUUCCCCCGUUCACUCUGGGACACUUGUCCUCAUGUAUUUUACCCGCCGGACACUCUACAGGAGGGACACCUGUUCGUCGGCUUACUUUCAGCCAGCUCAAUUUUUCCGCUCUGCGGAUAAUUCUUUAACGGUCUUUGGUGGGAAGCCGGUUACUGUACUCAGGUGGGGGUGUGGGCGUCCCGCUGUGGGCUUGGCAAGGAUGUCCACCGGAUCUAAUUGGAAACUUCAUGUUUCUAUCUCUAUUUAUAAAAGAACUUUUGUUCCUUUUCUCUCAUCGUCCAGCCUUGGGCAACAAUUUUUCCUCGUACCAUCGAGAAGUCGGGCUCGAUGCGGCUUAUGCUGUCAGUGGCCCUCAUAAACCCAACAAAUAAAGAAUAAGAAGAAAGAUUUUCUUAGUUAUUGUCAAUAUUUGAAGCUCUGGAGUAACUACCACUGUAACAUUUAUUUGUGAGAGUUACAGGAAGCUGACAUCAAAGAAAUGCUGAACACUGACCAUGAUGCACCUGUUGUGCAUUUCUUGAGUGAUGGUGAAAUUAGUUGAAUUGUGAUAUGAACCAGGAUGCCCUCUCUUGAGCAACUCUACCAGCAGCUAAAAGAGGAGCUUAGGGUUGCUAAGCUGGAGAUACAGCGAGUAAUGGAGGAGAACAAGAGGAUUCGUAGUAAUCCUGUUGUGAGUCCUCUCGUUAAGAGAGGAACCUGGUCAGUGGCUGCACAACAUGGAACCAAGUUGAGGAUCAAGAAGACUGAUAGAGAGGCAAAAACAACAAAGAACCAGAAGACUACUGUGGAAACUUCCAAUCCAUUUUCGGUGCUACCUGACGAAUGUGGGUUGUCUAUUGGGAGCAUCACAACGAGCACCAAGGAAGCAUUGGCAGACGUGGGUGAAACAUCCCCAGAAACCCCAACAAAGACCAUCGAGACCAUCACAACGAAUUCCACAAGUGAAGGUCAUCCCAGUAGCAAAGGUUGGUACUUGUAGUACCAAUACUGCUGGUCAUCCUGGUAGCAGAGGUUGGUACUUGUAGUACCAAUACUGCUGGUCAUCCUGGUAGCAGAGGUUGGUACUUGUAGUACCAAUACUGCUGGUUAUCCUGGUAGCAGAGGUUGGUACUUGUAAUACCAAUACUGCUGGUCAUCCUGGUAGCAGAGGUUGGUACUUGUAGUACCAAUACUGCUGGUCAUCCUGGUAGCAGAGGUUGGUACUUGUAGUACCAAUACUGCUGGUCAUCCUGGUACCAGAGGAAUUAGUUGUUGUGUUAAUUUUCAGUAUAAUAAGUCUCCUGAUAUUGUCAAAUACGUACUGAAAUAUUUAGUGAUAACACUGUGUUACCACAGUGUUAGAAAUAUAUAGUGACAACACAGUUACUACAGUUUUAGAAAUAUAUAGUGACAACACUAUGUUACUAGCGUUUGAAAUAUAACAUUUACAUAACAUUUACAGUGUAAACAUCAGUGUUAUGAAGUUGCUGUGAAGUAAUAUUGUUAAACAUCAUUUUAACAUCCUACUGUGUUAACACUCAUCAUUGUGUUACACACAACAUUGUGUUGACAACAUUGUGUUGCCAACAUUGUGUUAGACACAACAUUGUGUUACAGACAACAUUGUGUUACAGACAACAUUGUGUUACAACACUGUGUUACAACAUUGUGUUACAACAUUGUUUCACACACAACAUUGUGUUAACAUUGUUUCACACACAACAUUGUGUUACACACAUUAUCUCUGAUUGUAUUAUAAAUUUUUCACAAUUUUUGUUGUUACAAAAGUGUUGUGACAACUUUAUCAAGAAACAUUGAAAUUCAUGAACAGUAUUAGAUAAGCCUUCAAGGUAGGUGGUGAACUGCUUGUUUGAUCCAAGGAAUUGGAGAUAUCCUCCCAUUAUUGUAAACACCCAUCUUAUUCCUCAAGCUUGACCAUGUUUAUGUAAUAAUAGAGUAUUAGAGAAAUAUUGUUUUGAGUGUAAUGAAGUGACCACAAAAUUGUAUCUGGUUAAGCACUUUAUAAUUUAUUUAUAAAAUAAUCAGGCCUUUUACUGUAUCUUAUAUAGAUCUACAUUACUCUUGUAGAUCACUCUUGUAGAUCUGUGUUAUUGACCCCAGUGUCAGUCAUAUAGAUCUGUGUUAUUCACCCUAGUAUCACUCAUGUAGAUAUUCAUUAUUGAUCCCAGUGUCUCUCGUGUAGAUCUAUGUUAUUGACCCAAGUGUCACUCGUGUAGAUCUGUGUUUUAACACACCAUCCUCCCAUUUAGAACUAUGUCUUAAGCACACCAUCCUCACAUAUAGAUUUAUGUCUUAAGCACACCAUCCUCAAAUAUGCUGUCAGUAGUAAAUUUUGGUGUACACAUGUGAGAAUGGGUCUGUGCAGUGAGUGACAUCAUAAAACAAAUUUUACUCCAUGAUGAGAACAAACCUCUGACCUUGUGUUUGAUUUAAAAUAACUAUGGAGUGUUUUCUAGCAUGCUUUUUAUGGGUUUUUCUUGGUAUCAAUUGAUUAAAUGAAUGUCAUAGUAUUAAAAUGAAUAAUUUGGUAGAUUUCAGGACCAAAAGUAUUUGAAAUAUUGAAAUUUUAACAAUUUUCUUAAAAGAGGGAAAGGCCUCCUCUUCCCACCUCAUCUUUUUUAUGGGUUUUUACUAAAUUUGCUUCAAUUGUUGGAAUGCCCUAAACCAUGACAAUCAAUCCUGUUUUUUUUUUGUUACCUGAGAAAUAAUUGUGUGUGAUGAUGGAUUCAAGAUAAAGUGAAGGUGUAAUAUACUAGAGGCCUGGGGAUGUGAUUAAUGAACACAUUAUAAAUAAAUAAUAAAUAAAUAAUAAAUAAAUAAAUACUCUGUUUAUUUUUUAUUGUUUUCAAAUUAGAAUUUGUUGAAUUUUGUGUAAAAUUAAUAAAAUUACUUUUGUGGAUUUGUGCUAGAGCAAGAAAUCUAAAAUUUGUUCAAUAGGAGCAAUAAUAUAGGACUCAAAGUGAAUGAAACUACUAGUGCAUAAAUUGUGCUCAGAUUACCAACUUUGUGCCUCUGUAAUUCCAUAAGUUUGCGUCAUACAUGUAUUUUGUGUUUUUGGUGUCAGUACAUUCUCAGUAGAUUCUCCACCUUUUCUGAAGAAAAAAGUUUUUUUUUUUUUUUUUCAUGGAAAAAUCCUGACACUGUUAGCAUUUAAUUUUGGGGUCCUGAUAGUGAAAGUGUAAAGUUAUUGUUCGCUAUGUCUAAAAUACUUGAAAAAGAAUGUGUUCCUGCAACACACAUUACAGUUGAUGCAGAAGACAAACUAUAUCAAUUUUCACAUUCCUCACAAAAUGCUCUCUGUGUAUCAUUAAUAACAGUUAAUGAAGACAAAAAAACUGUUCAGUGUUUAAUGUGUUUGAAAAAAUUUUCUAAAAAAAAAUGUUUAACGAGACACUUGAGAAUUCAUACUGGAGAGAAACCACAUCAAUGUUCACAAUGUCUGAAAGAGUUUACCAGAAAAUGUCAUUUAGUUGAACACAUGAGGAUUCAUACUGGAGAGAAACCACAUCAAUGUUUAGAAUGUCUGAAAGACUUUACCAGUAAAUCUAAUUUAGUACAACACAUGAGAAUUCAUACUGGGGAGAAACCAUAUCAGUGUUCAGAGUGUUUAAAAGAGUUUUCUCAAAAACCUCAUUUAGUAAACCACAUGAGAAUUCAUACUGGAGAGAUACAACAUCAAUGUUCAGUGUGUCUAAAAGAGUUUUCAUAUAAAUGUUAUUUAGUGCAGCACAUGAGAAUUCAUACUGGAGAGAAACCACAUCAAUGUUCAGAGUGUCUAAAAAAGUUUUCAUAUAAAUCUAGUUUAGUACAACACAUGAGAAUUCAUACUGGAGAGAAGCCAUAUCAUUGUUCAGAGUGCUUUAAAGAGUUUUCAUAUAAAUCUAAUUUAGUACAACACAUGAGAAUUCAUACUGGAGAGAAACCAUAUCAGUGUUCAGAGUGUAUAAAAGAAUUUUCAGAAAAAUCUACUUUAGUUCAGCACAUGAGAGGUCAUACUGGAGAGAAACCACAUCAAUGUUCAGAGUGUCUAAAAGAAUUUUCAGAUAAAUUUAGUUUAGCAAAACACAUGAGAAUUCAUACUGGAGAGAAACCAUAUCAGUGUUCAGAGUGUCAAAGAGAGUUUUCAAGAAAAUCAAGUUUAGUACAACACAUGAGAAUUCAUACUGGAGAGAAACCACAUCAGUGUUCAGAGUGUUUGAAAGAAUUUUCAAAUAAAUCUAAUUUGAUAAAACACAUGAGAAUUCAUACUGGAGAGAAACCAUAUCAGUGUUCAGAUUGUCUAAAACAGUUUUCAGAAAAAUCUAGUUUAGUGAAACACCUGAGACUUCAUACUAUUUAGAAAUUUGAGUGUUCAAUAGCUAAAAGUUUUCUCUCAAAAACCCAAUUCAUUUUAAACAAACACCAAGCCAUAUGAGAGGGAAAUGUUGUCAAGGGACAGUGUGAUUAGAAGACAUUAUAAUAUGUGAUGGCAGCAUCAUAUGUGAUAGCAACAUGUUUGAUAAUUACUUGGAGAUAAAACUGAGUCUUUCAAAUCUCUGAAUAUUCAUUUACAGAAAUUUAAAUUAGCAUUACAUGUGAGUAUUCAUUCAAAAAAGUUUUCUUGGUGUUCUUAAAUUAGCCAUAUUCAAUCAAGAAAGCUUUUCUUGGUCUUUUUAAAUUAGCAAUAUUCUUUCUAGAAAGCUUUUCUUUUCUUGCUGUUGUUAACUUGGCAGUAUUCAGUCAAGAAAACUUUUCUUGGUGUCAUUAAUGUAGUAGUAGUCUUAGAAGCUUUUGCUAAUUGGUGACACUUCACAACAGGUGUUUUGAUGCCUGUGAAGAGCCUUUUUCCAAGAAAAUUUCAUUACCUUCCUUUCCUCAGAUUGAAUCUGGUUGUCUGCCAUUCCCUUGGCACUGUAUGACCCUAGUUAGUUUACUUCUUCAUCAUUAAUAUAAAAUAAAUAUACCAGGUGUGUCUGCAA
This is a messenger RNA of Cherax quadricarinatus, 5136 nucleotides long. RefSeq names its product zinc finger protein 84-like. NCBI's taxonomy places the organism in Eukaryota, Metazoa, Arthropoda, Malacostraca, Decapoda, Parastacidae. Gene Ontology annotation, molecular function: RNA polymerase II cis-regulatory region sequence-specific DNA binding; DNA-binding transcription factor activity, RNA polymerase II-specific. Gene Ontology annotation, biological process: regulation of transcription by RNA polymerase II. The record is from RefSeq and is a predicted model, not a curated record.